CGGUCAUCGCGAACAAUCCCCUUUCGUUUUCGAAGCACGGCGAUGGCUCGUAGGAACAGCAUCCGAAGACAUUUUCGCGGACCCCUGGGGUGGUAGCGAUUCACCAUACUCUUACCGCGUUUCUUUUAGGACAAGGGGAACACAUUCUCAUCUGUAGACUACGGGGCAGAAUAAGUUAUCACUUGGAUCUCCGUGUUCUCAGACCUACAUCCUGGUCCUCUUAGUGAAUAUGUUUUAUCUUUUUUUCGGAAAGUAAAGACUGUUUGGAUUGUUUUGCCUCACUUUUUGCCUGCUGUACUUGUCAGUAACAAGUUAUGUAAUAUCUCCAUUCAACUUUAGGCCAUAUUUAAUUCACAAAAAGCCUUUUAGAGGGGGAAAUUGAUUAUAUUAGAUUUUCUGAACUGAUUUUCCGUCUCUGCAGUCAUGUUGUCAAGUUAGAUUCCAUAUGCAGAGAAAACAAGGGCGACUUGAUCAUAUAACGUUAUCUCUAAACAUAAACAAAACAUUAUCUUGAAGAAAGCCUCGAUCUUUCUGCAGCUCAGUUGAUGUUGCUCUAGCAGCCUAGGAGACGUCAUAGGUCCAGACUGGAGGGUGCAACAGGGAUUCCGCUCAGGCAGGAAAGGGGAUUUCUUCUACCGCCCAAGACUCGGGGUUAGAAUGUAUUGAUUGCCAGAUUUGAAGAGGCAAAACCACUUGGACUGACUGAUUUCCAGCUGCUUGGGAGCUGCGGCGUCAUCUCAUCUGAACGGCACUAUAGACAGAGUACGCCAAGAGGAUCCCUCGCGUAAAAGCAUGUUGCACCAGUCCAGCUGCUCACCCAAGAGUCUCUGCAUCUGAUCCCAGACCUGUCCCCCAAAUCCCUUCCCAAACUACAACUGACCACAGAUCAGCCUUGAGAUCAGACGCACCCCUCUAAGGAGUUCAUCUCUUUACCCUUCACCUUGAACCGGUUUACUGCUAUCCAGUCUUAAGGUUUACAGCCAACGGUCCGAAUCAUCGACCCGGUUCGACACGACCAAGCAUUCCAAAAUGGCUAACAACACUGCGGACCACGCGGCGGCCAACUCGGUGGCGGAUGGCGAGGGUGAGUUUGGCAUCACGGUAAUGGACCUCCGGGAGCUGAUGGAGUUGAGAUCCACGGAGGCUGUCAACAAGAUCACCGAGCGAUACGGAGACGUGCAGGGAAUCUGCCGCAGGCUCAAGACCUCACCUAUUGAGGGUCUCUCUGGAAAUCCAGUGGACUUGGAGAAGCGCCAUGCAGCAUUUGGAAAGAAUUUCAUCCCUCCCAAAAAGCCCAAGACCUUCUUGCAACUCGUGUGGGAGGCCCUACAGGACCUCACCCUCAUCAUCCUGGAAAUCGCCGCCAUAAUCUCCCUGGGCCUCUCCUUCUACCAGCCUCCAGGGGGCGACGCCGAGGCAUGUGGACAGGCGUCAGGGGGCGUGCACGACGAGGGCGAGUCUCAGGCCGGCUGGAUUGAGGGUGCGGCCAUCCUCAUCUCGGUCGUCAUUGUGGUGCUGGUGACCGCCUUCAACGACUGGAGCAAAGAGAAGCAGUUCCGCGGUCUCCAGAACCGCAUCGAGCAGGAGCAGAAGUUCACCGUCAUCCGCAAGGGCCAGGUCAUCCAGAUCCCCGUGGCCGAGAUCGUGGUGGGAGACAUCGCUCAGAUCAAAUAUGGUGACCUGCUGCCGGCUGAUGGAGUGAUGAUCCAGGGUAAUGACCUCAAGAUCGAUGAAAGCUCAAUGACCGGGGAGUCUGACCAGAUCAAGAAGUCCCUGGAGAAGGACCCUAUGCUGUUGUCUGGCACUCACGUGAUGGAGGGGUCUUGUCGGAUGGUGGUCACCGCCAUCGGGCUCAACUCUCAGACUGGCAUCAUCUUCACCCUCCUGGGGGCUGGAGAGGAAGAGGAGAAGAAGGUGAAGAAAGGUAAAAAACAAGGACCCCCUGAAAAUCGCAACAAAGCUAAGACCCAGGAUGGCGUCGCUCUGGAGAUCCAGCCCCUCAAGAGCGAGGAAGGCGCCGAGCUGGAGGAGAAGGAAGAGAAGGAGGAGAAGGAGGUGAAACGGGUCAACGUCACCAAGAAGGAGAAGUCCGUGCUGCAGGGCAAGCUGACGCGGUUGGCUGUGCAGAUUGGGAAGGCAGGUCUGAUCAUGUCGGCACUUGUCGUCGUCAUCCUUAUCCUCUACUUCGUCAUUGACACCUUCGCUGUCCAGGGCCUCUCCUGGACGAAAGAGUGCACCCCCAUCUACAUCCAGUUCUUCGUCAAGUUCUUCAUCAUCGGCGUGACCGUGCUGGUGGUGGCAGUGCCCGAGGGACUGCCCCUGGCUGUCACCAUCUCCCUGGCCUACUCGGUUAAGAAAAUGAUGAAGGACAACAACCUGGUACGGCACCUGGAUGCCUGCGAGACCAUGGGCAACGCCACGGCCAUCUGCUCCGACAAGACCGGCACGCUCACCAUGAAUCGUAUGACGGUGGUGCAAGCGUACAUCGGCGGCACGCACUACCCCUCGGUUCCCGACCCCGAGGCCAUCAAGCCCGAGACCUUGGAGGUCUUGGUCAACAGCAUCUCCAUCAACUCGGCCUACACCUCCAAGAUCCUACCUCCGGAGAAGGAGGGUGGCCUGCCGCGGCACGUGGGCAACAAGACAGAGUGCUCACUGCUGGGCCUGGUGCUGGACCUGAAGCGGGACUACCAGCCCAUCCGCGAGGAGGUGCCCGAAGAGAAGCUCUACAAGGUCUACACCUUCAACUCGGCCCGCAAGAGCAUGAGCACCGUGCUGAAGAACACUGACUGCCCCGGCUAUCGCAUGUACAGCAAAGGCGCCUCCGAGAUCGUCCUGCGCAAGUGCUCUCAGAUUCUUGAUUCCUCGGGUGUGGCCAGGCCAUUCAAGCCCAAGGACCGUGACGAGAUGGUGCGCAAAGUCAUCGAGCCGAUGGCGUGCGACGGGCUGCGGACCAUCUGCGUGGCCUAUCGGGACUUCCCUGGCGAGGUGGAGCCAAACUGGGACAACGAGGCCGAGAUCCUCAAUGACCUGACGUGCAUUGCCGUGACGGGCAUCGAGGAUCCUGUUCGGCCAGAGGUGCCUGAUGCCAUUUCCAAGUGUCAGAGGGCAGGUAUCACUGUGCGCAUGGUGACAGGGGACAACAUCAACACGGCGCGCGCCAUCGCCACCAAGUGCGGCAUCCUGCAGCCCAACGAGGACUUCCUGUGCAUGGAGGGCAAGGAGUUCAACAGGCAGAUCCGCAACGACAAAGGGGAGGUGGAGCAAGAACGCUUAGACAAGGUGUGGCCCAAACUGCGUGUGCUGGCUCGUUCCUCCCCCACAGACAAACACACUCUGGUCAAAGGCAUCAUCGAUAGCACAGUCGGAGAGACCAGACAGGUUGUCGCCGUGACGGGAGAUGGAACCAAUGACGGCCCCGCUCUCAAGAAGGCCGACGUGGGAUUCGCCAUGGGAAUCGCUGGAACAGACGUGGCCAAGGAGGCAUCUGACAUCAUCCUGACAGAUGACAACUUCACCAGCAUCGUCAAGGCCGUGAUGUGGGGACGCAACGUCUAUGACAGCAUCUCCAAGUUCCUGCAGUUCCAGCUGACUGUCAACGUGGUGGCUGUCAUAGUCGCCUUCACGGGUGCCUGCAUCACACAGGACUCUCCCCUGAAGGCUGUCCAGAUGCUGUGGGUGAACCUAAUCAUGGACACACUGGCCUCGCUGGCCCUGGCUACUGAGCCGCCCACAGAGUCACUGCUGCUACGCAAGCCCUACGGCAGGAACAAGCCACUCAUCUCCCGCACCAUGAUGAAGAACAUCCUGGGCCACGCCGUCUAUCAGCUCGUCAUCAUCUUCACUCUGCUGUUUGCCGGAGAGAAAAUUUUCGACAUCGACAGUGGCCGCAACUCGCCACUGCACGCGCCUCCCUCUGAACACUACACGAUCAUCUUCAACGUCUUCGUCAUGAUGCAGCUCUUCAACGAGAUCAACGCUCGCAAGAUCCACGGCGAGAGGAACGUGUUUGAAAGCAUCUACCGCAACCCCAUCUUCUGCUCUGUGGUCCUGGGCACUUUUGCUAUCCAGAUUGUCAUUAUUCAGUUUGGGGGGAAGCCCUUCUCCUGCACGGCGCUCACCAUCGACCAGUGGCUCUGGUGCGUGUUCAUCGGUGUCGGCGAGCUGCUCUGGGGUCAGCUCAUCUCGGCCGUGCCCACGCACCGCCUCAAGUUCCUGAAGGAGGCCGGCCACGGCAUCACCAAGGCCGAGAUGCACGAGGAGGAGAUGAUCGAGGGCGAGGACGAGAUCGACCACGCCGAGAUGGAGCUCCGCCGUGGCCAGAUCCUCUGGUUCCGAGGACUCAACCGCAUCCAGACUCAGAUGGACGUGGUUAACACAUUCCACGGCCCUGUCCCCGGGGCCCUGCGCCGACAGCCCUCCGUGGUCAGCCAGCAAAACGAUAUUAAGGUGGUGAACGCGUUCCGUAGCUCCCUUUACGAAGUCCAGAAGUCCAGAAACUCCAUCCACAGUUUCAUGUCCCACCCUGAGUUCGUGCCCCUGUCUGAGGAGGAGGCCCAGAUCCCCUCCAUCAAGGAGGAUGAAGAUGAGGAGGCGGAGGAGGGAGUGAGUGAGUCAGCCAUCCAGCCCGCCCCCAGCACAAAGUGACCAACAUUCCGCACAAACUGGGACCCCUCCCAACUCCCCCACCUCCCCAAACUCCAUUGAAACAAGAGCACUGCCGGACUCCCAUCUCCUGUCACAGUACCGUGUCACAUCACAGCCUGAUGAUGGGACUGACUCUCUCUCUCUCUCUCUCUCUCUCUCUCUCUCUCACUGUCUAUCUCUCUGUGUCUGUCUCUCUGUCUCCACUUCACUACUGCCCUCUGGUGUUUGCACACCGCUACUACAUCCAUGUACAGACAGCAAGCCAGCGCAGUGGACACCUCCAACCAGAAAGGCAACAGACCAGCAGGCCUGUAACACCCCCCGUUUCAUCGACUCAUCCUCCCCCUUCCAAUUUCCCCCAGUUAUGUUUUGCUAGACAUGUCUGUAAUGCUUUAAAUCUAACAUAUUCUUUCCAAAAGAUGGCUAAACAUUGUAAUUUAGUUUAUUUUUGUUUGUUUAUUUGUUUUUGUUUCUUUUGUAAACAUAUAUUCCAUAAGCAUCUUUAAAUACUUACUAAUGAGCGUGCGUGUAUGUAUGUGCGCAUGGGCGUGUUCUCAGUGCUUCUGUGAUUUCACAUGUGAGGGCCAUUUGAACAGGAUGUCUGAAGCCAAUGGACCGUGGAAAUGAACAGAUAUUGUAACUCAGUUAUUUUUUAUUGUUAUUACUGGGCAGUUUUUAAUUGAUAUUGAGUUUGUGGUUAUGGAUACCAUACGGGCUUGGCCUCGUGAAACACAUCCUGCACUUUUAAAGGAAAAUGUAAUCAAUCUAACAUUCCAUGGUUUUUACUUACUUUACUAAACCGAACUCAGUCAGUGCGUGACGUGUGUGACCAUGAUCAUAACUCUGCUCUCUUCUGAACCAAACAGUCUGAAGGUGAGGCUUUAAAAUCCAACGCCUGCACUGCACCAGAGGAAUGUUGGUGUGUUGACGCUUCUAAUUGCUUUAGGUGUUUAUGUUUAUUACCCACAGACACUACUCUUGAUUGAUUGUUAUUGUACUUCCAUGCACAGGCCCAUGACAAACUACACAAUAUACUGAUGAUAUCAACUGGUAGAUAUCAACUAUCAGUGGGCCACAUCCUACUUGUUUACGUGUGCGUAUGUGAAUGCGUGUAUGCGUGUGUGUGUGUGUGUGUGUGUGUGUGUGUGUGGAAGUGAGUGUGUGUCUGUGUGUAAUGCCUACAUCCAUAGCAUACACUAGAAUUUGUGUGUAUUGCGUGUAUGAAGUUCAUAGGCUACGCAACAGUCAGUGCUGUAAUAUUUACACCAAAACAUCCAUCUUGGGUUUCUGACUAACUCUCAAUACAAACACAGGCUCUGAAAAUUGAACUUCCCCCUUCCCCUGCUCUUAGCUUCAGGAUCAAGUUCCUUUCAGAGGCUCAGCUCUUGUGCUAUGUCCCAGCUUUCUCCAUCCAAAUCUGCAAAAUGCUUCUGUUCUGAAAAUGUUAGAGACCCAUUGUCCAGCCAAAUUGUUAGUUGUCAACAGAACAUCCAAAACAAAAUUGUAUAGCCAAAUUGUUAGUUGUCAACAGAACAUCCAAAACAAAAUUGUAUAGCCAAAUUGUCAGUUGUCAACAGAAAAUCCAAAACAAAAUUGUAUGUGAAAGGGAUCCUUUUUAGUAGGCAAUUACAUCAUUGUACAAAAAAAAGUGUAGGUGGAGGAAUUCCCUUUUGUGUAAUUUCUCAUAGUUGCACUCGCAUAAGCUUACACAUGUUUAUUUUUCUUCUCCUUCAUGGAAAGAAGGGAGUAAUUGAGAAAAGAAAUAAACUUCCAUGGCAUAGACACCUAUUUUAUUACUAAUAACUGAGUACUGCCAUAUUUGAACCUUAUUUUCAUAUCUGCAUUGUGCAGAGUUGUCGACUGCAUGUUUCUACUUCUCAGAGCCAUAUUUUAGGGGUUGCUGUUUAUUUCCGACCAGAAAAAAAAGACAAACUAAGUCACUGCCGAAUGACAAGAGAAAAAAUACGAAGCAGAUCACUUUCAUGUGAGGGGGAUCAAAGUUUGAAAAUAGUAAUAGGCUUCCCCUGCCUACUGAUUGUUUCCUUUGCCUCCUCCCACAGUGACUUAGACUGUGAGCUAGAGAGGCCUCCUGCACGAUUUUCAUAUUGAACUCAGUGUAUCGUUCCUUUUUUAACCACUCCUCUGUGGGUUUUAUAUUUACACUAGUACUUUUUUAAUAUUUAGUAAAAUAGACAAUUAUUGGUGUGUAAGCUGGUAAACCUGAUGACAUUAGUGGAGUGAGCAAAAACAAAAACUAACAUCCCUGUCAUCCUUAUCAAUGCCAUUAUUGAACCAUGCAUUAAAUUAUUCUCUAGUUUUACGGCCAAUUAAAACUAAAUGGUGAUGUUUACCACUGAAAGCCACGUGAUUGAGACACAGGCUAGACUCCGAAGCCUAAAUGGGCUAGCCUCUAGAAAAGUCCACUUUGCCUCAAACUGUUAUUUUAUUGAAGACAAUUGUCAUUGCAACUUUCCUACUCCCUUCUCAAAACAUUUCGUACAAGAUCCAGUUGACUUAAUAUUACACAGAUGUAUGAAAAUGUUUUUUUAUAUAUAAAUAUAUAGUAUGUAUUUUCAUUGUUGUUUUCUUUCUUAUUGCUUGAUCUGACAACAGGUUUAAUUUAUUUUAUGAAUGAGUGGUGCUCACCAUUGACUACAGUUAAUAAUUGAUUUUUAAGUUGAGAUUUUCUCUUAAAAAAGAUUUUUAGCAGAUAGACGUAUAUAUAUAUUUUUAAAAAUCAUCAGAAACUUCAGAUUUGAAAGGACCUGAAUUUGUAUGAAAGGAAAAUGAUGUUCCCAUAAAAAAAUGUUUCUAUUGGACCAACAUCUAUUCUCUAGUGCUUUUUGAAAGUGUUAGUCUGUAUAAUUUCUGCGAUUUCAAUUGUUUUCUCUAUAAUUCUGUUAAUUUCUCAACUCUAUCUUAAUAUUAUUUAUAGUCAGCAUCCAAUGAAUAUGGACAAAUAGGAAGGUAAUUCUAUUAUCUCUAAAAUGUUUUUCAAGCUUUACAGCCCUGCCAAAGUUUUCUACAAUUGCCUUUUAUUUAAUCCCUUUAUUACAGUCAAUCACUGAUUGUUUCUACACCCUUAGUCCAAUUAGUUUUCCCAUAUGAGCCUGGAUUGCAAUUGUUUUAUGUGUUUCAGAGAUUACCCCUGUCCUUAAUGUUUCUUCAGACUUUAUAACGACUUCUGUCCUUUCUGUGCAGUGGUAUGUGAAAGAAAUGCUUUGUCUACCCGGGGCACAACUAUACAAAGGAGGUGAAUAUGUUGUUGGUCAAACAUUGGCCAGUUCAAAUUAAGUACCUGAUUUCUUUUCUAUUUUACUUUGAUACCUCUGGGAAAACAUAGUUAAUGGUAUUGCAAAUGUUUGGCCUGUACAUUGGUUCUAUAUUCUGCCGUGAGCUUCAAUAUGAUGUCCCUUAAGAUGUUGUGCAACUGCAAAACGACAUUGUUUGUCUAACCAUCUUGCGUGAAUGGCUCUUUUUACAACAGAGUUUUGGAGAGGUUACAACUCAAUUGUAAAUAAAAUAAUGUUAAAACUGGAAUAUCACCAAUGUAAGUCACAACCACUUAUUUAUAUGUACCAAGAGCUCAUGCUGUGUUUGACUGUCAUGGAACCCGGGUGGGAAAAGAAAAGAUGACAGAACAUUACAUUCUGUGACUCAUAUGAUGACAGUAAUAAUAAGCACUGGUGUUAUUUUUGUAUAAGCAUAAUAGCAUCUAUGUGGCAUGCAUGAAUUAUAAACAAAUUGGUGGUUCAAAGCAAUACGUACAACCUGGUGCGAUUGGUAUUUUAGUGUCCUGUGUAGCCUAAGCCAUGCUGUGCUGAGAGAAAAAAAUGCUUACUGUUCAGUAUAUGUGUUCAAUGUUCUGCAUGUUUAUGUAUGGAAUGAUACUCCCUCCUGUUUACUUCCUCCAUAAAUUUCCAUCUGCUAUUUUAUUUUUCUCUCUCUCUGUCUCUGUCUCUCUCCCCCUUGUAUCUCUCAUUCUUUCUCUUACACACACACACACACACACACACACACACACACACACACACACAAACACACACAUGUACACACAAAUUCAAAUACUUCAAAUGUUUCUGUUCAUGUAUUUAUGUUGUUCCCUAUUUGUUAGAAAUGAGACACACUCUGACAAUAUUGCAAUGGCUGUGGGGAAUUGCUGACAGAAUUACCCCUGAAUCUUCCUAAUGGUCGAGACUAUCAAAGUAGACAUAAACAUACUAGUACUAACCUUUCAUUACUUCACAAAAAACACCAUUCACCAUUGUCUUGACAUUGAUUUGAGGAGCACAGGACAUUUUCACCAUAUCAUAUACAGUCAUCAUAUAUGAAGUGUCAUUUGAAGCACUACUGAAACUGUUGUAAUUGCCCACAGUGAAAUCACUUGUAAUUCCUUUACCUACUGGCCAAUUGGGACAUCUGGGAGGUCUAUAGGCAUCAAUUUAACUAUUGCCAGAUCCAACUCCAGGAAUUCUUGGAUUCAGUCUGUGAACGGCAAGUGAUGGGAAAAAAAAAGUAGUUUACAUGCAAAUAGAACAUUCCAAAAUCUCAUCCUCAGGAGCAGUUGGUCUCCAUCACCACUGUCUCCUAUAACCUCCUCUCACUUCCUACCCACCAAUGCUCCAGUCUAUUCAUACCCUGCUGGUUACAUAUUAUAUACUAUACAUACAUAACACCCAACUCAUGUGACUUGUGGUCAUUAUGUCCCUCUGCAUUCCAGGAAAUACAGGCAGACUAAAGCCAUCUGAAGGAUGGAUGUGUCAGUUAAAGGUGUAUUUGCAUGGUUUCACUUGACACAUUGAUCCCUUUCUGUAUGUACGCCCUUCUGUAUGGUUGCACAUAAAAAAGAUGUUUUCUAAAUGUUUAGUUCAUGUCAUUUUUUGCUUUCUCAACGAAAGAAAUCUCACUCCUCAUGAGUAACAUUCCGCUGCACUCCAACUUUUCACACAUCUUCACAGCACUAAUUAGUUGUGUCAGACUAGCCACUGACAGUUUGGACACAGUUGAACAAUGAUGUAAUGUGCUGAAAAUCAAGAAAAUAGAAAACAUGUAGUGCCAAAUAUGCUGUGAUUAGUAAAAGAUUACUUUUAUUGUUAUCAGUAACUCAAUUGGCCUCUGAUAAAUGCUCUUAAGCAUGGAUGAGAACAUUCCCGAAAAUAAUCUAUUGCCAUUGUUGUUGCAGAAAGAUCAGGAAGUAGACUUACUCAUGGGCUUUUCAGUCUGCCUAUUACCAGCAUCCUAAUGACUUUAGUUUUAUGCUCUCAUCCUAUUGCUUCUAAUAUGAGCUAUUCCUGUCUUAUAGUGGAGUCUAGGGAAGGCUAAUUAGAUCAGAAAUUUGAAACUGUCUCUUCAGAUCCUAUCCUAACAGAGGAGAGAGGGUAAUGAGAAACCAGUAUCAUACUUGAAAUGAUCAUUUAUUGCUGACAGCCAUAAGCACAGAGCCAACAUUUGUGAACAUGGAAUAGGAUGUGAUGACCACGAGAAAACAUGUCUUUUCUCCACUGUGUCUUUAAAGAUGUUACAUGUUAAAUGUUAGCUGUUAGAUAUUGUGAUACCUGAAAACCUGAAAAAUCUUUAUUAUUUUUUUGUCAGCGCUUAAUAUUUACAACUUAUGAAUAGUGAGAUAAACAGCAGCAACAGAUAUUUAAAUGCCAUGAACACUUUGAUUGUCCUCUUGUCAUGAAGACAUACCUUUACUGAGAACCAAAGGGCUGCAACCUCAGAAGGGCUGCCUGAUGUCAUCCUCCAGCCAUUUCACCCCUCUCUUGUCAGCCCAGCCUCCAGCUACAUCAAAGCCAUACCCCCACCCCCAUCUCCGCUCAGAGCUGAGACUGGAUCCUGUGUCAGAAGAAACGCUCCCCGAGAGCUGAAUGUAUUUUUAUGUUACAGUCACCUAAGCACUAACUGACUGGUUCCACAGUAACACAGGCCUAACGAUGCUCAUUUGCUGUGCAUAAUUUUGAAUAAUAUCUUCUGUGGUGAGUUGUUCUUGCAGCUCUGUGGCUCUCCUGAACAGCAGAUAAAAAACAGCAUGCUCUGUGAUGCAUGAACAUGUUGUCCGAGACUGACAGAUCCUUUGUAGAGUAGUAGCAUAAUAAUAGAUGUGUAGAUCUUCAGAUAGCUCAACCACUGUAUGAUAGUGUAUAGUAGCUGCCUAACUCAUAAGCAUGCUUUGGAAUGUAUUUGGAGAUUCUCAUUUUCACCCAUGUAAAGUAGUUCAGUUUUAUGCUUUUAUGCUACUUGAUGGUCAUUGUGUGAACCAUAGCAACAACAAAUUGUAAGAACUAUACAUUCCAAUCCUAGACGGGACUUACAUAUGGAUGUAGUGGCCCUAUCUUCAAUCUGCCUUUUUUCUCGUGCCCAUAGAUUCACUGUGCACACAUGUUUUCAGUGUAACUCAAAAGCUGCACUUUGUGUAAAUAAACACCCAUUACCGUAAUGUGGUUGGGCCACAUGCACAUGUAUGUGACCGAGUGUGUGCAAUGGUCCCCGUACAGAAGCAUGUUUUCAAGGGCUACGUGAAGGCAGAAGAGGCAAAUUGUUUACAAUAACCUGAAUAUGUUUAUCGUAUAAUAGAUGUCAUAAUCAUGGUCAUUUGUGUCUAGUGUAGUAGUAGUGGAAAUUAGUAGUGUUGAAAUUCAACAUCAUAGAUCUUGCACUUAACAGGGGUUAGUUGAAUUGAGGCAUGGCUUUUCUGUCUGUCUUUUUUAUGAUUUGACACUAUGAGACUGCCGUGGCUUUCCUACUGUUGCCUGUACUGACAUUUCCAGUAUAGCCUAUUCUCUCCUCGCCCUUGCACUAACAUGAUUCAUUAGCUGGACUUGGGUUUGACAGCAUUUCUGUGUGAUGUGUUUAGCCAACAAAACGAUCUUGAAAAAAGCUUCACAACUAAUAGAGCAGGGUGUGUCUCUUUUCUAGCAAAUAUGUGGGCUUGGCUCUCUAUUCUACUUUUUCCUUUUGUAAAUACAAGCCCAGUUUUGUUAAAAAUGUGAAUUCUGAUUGCUUUCAGCUAUGCAACAGAUGUACCCAAUUAGAGCUUCAUUACUAUCAGUUACCUGUACAGUUUUAUUCUGCUCUAUUCCCCUCUUGUGUCUCUCACCACCCUGUUUACAUGUGUUUGUUCUUCCAUCAAUCUCUCCAUUUUAUUACUUUGUACAAAUCUUUUUGUGUAUUAUAUGUGUGUAUGCAUGGGUGUAUGUGUGUGUAUGUAUGUGUGUGUAUGCGUGUGAUGUGCACAUAUUAUACAUUUCUUUACACUUUUUUGUAAAAUAUGAUCAUGUGGAAUGCCUUGUCCUUUCUGUCCUGUCGAGACGAAUGAUAAUCAAGCAAUUGAAGAAAAGUUAUGAUAUAAACAAUAUAUACCAAUCUAUAUGAAUAUAAUAAAGCCAUUAGGAUUUUAAA
Molecule: messenger RNA, 12048 nt
Organism: Alosa alosa (allis shad)
Lineage: Eukaryota; Metazoa; Chordata; Actinopteri; Clupeiformes; Clupeidae
Gene: atp2b4
Product: ATPase plasma membrane Ca2+ transporting 4
Exons: 22
Coding region: 1030-4647 (1205 amino acids)
Biological process (GO): calcium ion transmembrane transport; regulation of cytosolic calcium ion concentration
Cellular component (GO): membrane; intracellular membrane-bounded organelle
Molecular function (GO): P-type calcium transporter activity; PDZ domain binding; ATP hydrolysis activity
Source: RefSeq, a predicted model, not a curated record